Molecule: messenger RNA, 894 nt
Organism: Coffea eugenioides
Lineage: Eukaryota; Viridiplantae; Streptophyta; Magnoliopsida; Gentianales; Rubiaceae
Exons: 2
Coding region: 1-894 (297 amino acids)
Source: RefSeq, a predicted model, not a curated record
AUGUUGCUGCACUCACUUAGACUAUUACAACAGUAUGCAGUAGAUGGUUAUGUUAAGAUUGAAACGUCUAGGCUUGACUUUCAUAGAAACCGACAGAACAACAUUCGUUCUGAGGUUCUUCAAGGAGUCUUAGACAGUAUUUCUAUAGGCCAGACCAAUGCUUCUAAAGUUGGCCGUAGAACCAUAUUACCAGCUUCCUUUAUAGGUGGACCAAGGGACAUGAGACGUCGAUAUCUUGAUGCAAUGUCCCUUGUGCAAAAACCGGACCUUCUGGCUAGAGUCUUUAGAGCCAAGUUUGAAUUGCUUAAAUUAGAAGUUUUGAACAAACAAAUCUUUGGAGAAGUUGCAGCGUAUGUUUAUGUGAUUGAGUUCCAAAAACGUGGAUUCCCACAUGCGCAUAUGCCACUAAUUUUGAAGCUUGAAUACAAGCUCCUAAAUCCAGAGUCAUAUGAUAGAGUGGUUUGCGCUGAAAUACCUGAUCGUUCGAAGCAUCCUCAUCUAUAUUCACUUGUUGUGAAGCAUAUGAUUCAUGGUCCUUGUGGUGAUAUGGAUAGAACUUGCCCUUGUAUGAAGGAUGGUCGUUGUAAAAAUCACUAUCCAAAGAGUUUUUGUAGCCAAACGACGCAUGCUGAAGAUAGUUAUCCACAAUACAGAAGGAGGGAUGAUGGAAGAAAAAUCACAGUCCGAAGGCAUACUCUUGAUAACAGAUGGGUUGUGUCUUAUAGUCCCUAUCUGUUAGCUACAUUUGACUGCCAUAUCAAUGUCGAAAUUUGCUCGACUAUUAAAUUGGUGAAGUACAUGUAUAAGUAUGUUUUCAAAGGCCAUGACUCAAUCAAUUUUAGGGUCGUUUCGCAUCAUGCCCCUGAUGACACUGAUGACAUAAAGGAAUUUUAG